GAAGGCAGGCUGGAGGGGGCCGACUGGCGCGGCUCGGGAGAGCGCUCCUCCGCCCCGCGCGCGGUCCCUGCGCCCCGCUCCGCCCGCGCCUCGCUGCCCGCGCCGCGCCUCGGGCGUUCAAAACGCGUCGCCCUCGGCAGCCCAGCCUCAGUCUUCCUCCUCCUCCGCCUCCUCUCUCUCUCUCCUCCUCCUCCGCUGCCGCUGCCGGACACGCAGCCGCAGGCCGGGGCCGGGACGCAGCUGGGGAGUCAGGGACGCGCGCAGCCAGCCCUUCCCCCUCCGGCUCCCGCACCGCCGGCCGCCUCCCCUAGCCCUCCUCCUUUCCCCUCCCUGCUCCUUCGCUUCUUCCUCCUCCUCCUCUACCGGCCCCGGCUGCCAGCACCAUGUCUGCAGGGGGAGAUUUUGGGAACCCACUGAGGAAAUUCAAGUUAGUGUUCCUGGGGGAGCAGAGCGUUGGAAAGACGUCUCUGAUCACAAGGUUCAUGUACGACAGCUUCGACAACACAUACCAGGCAACCAUCGGGAUUGACUUCUUGUCAAAAACCAUGUACUUGGAGGACCGUACGGUGCGACUGCAGCUCUGGGACACAGCCGGCCAAGAGCGGUUCCGCAGCCUGAUCCCCAGCUACAUCCGGGACUCCACUGUGGCUGUGGUGGUGUACGACAUCACAAAUCUCAACUCCUUCCAACAGACCUCUAAGUGGAUCGACGAUGUCAGGACAGAGCGGGGCAGUGACGUGAUCAUCAUGCUGGUGGGCAACAAGACGGACCUGGCUGACAAGAGGCAGAUAACCAUCGAGGAAGGGGAGCAGCGUGCCAAAGAACUGAGUGUCAUGUUCAUCGAGACCAGUGCGAAGACUGGCUACAACGUGAAGCAGCUCUUCCGACGUGUGGCAUCGGCUCUGCCCGGCAUGGAGAACGUCCAGGAGAAGAGCAAAGAGGGGAUGAUUGACAUCAAGCUGGACAAACCCCAGGAGCCCCCGGCCAGCGAGGGCGGCUGUUCCUGCUAAUGUGGAGCCUGCCCCACGGCUUCCUAUGACACUACUCGCUUGUUGUGUUGCUUCCUAUUGGUUAGCUUCCUAUGGGGGUGGGGAAUGAGUUCAUCAAGAUGGGAGGACUUUUUUUUUCUCUCUGUCUCUAGGAGUAGGGUGGGGUGGGGAGGGAGGCUGGGCAUCAGGGAUCACAUCACUCUUAACAGCGGUUACUCAAACGACUAUUUUUUGGUUUGGUUGUAAUAUAUUGUACUUUAUUAAGAUUGCCAAAAACUGUUAAAAUUUAAAAAAAAAAAUUUAAAUCAUGUGUAUACAACUUUUUGCCAGAUAAAAUGUAGUCAUUUUUAUUUGAAAGAUGUGCUUUUUGUUUUUGUAUAUUUGUAAACUUAUAGAAAACCUUUUCCACACACCUCCUCCUUCCUGUUCUCUUUGAACUGUCCAUCACCUCUGCCUUCCUCCCAUCCCCAGCCCAAUAAAUUAAAACAAUUAACUGAGUAACUUAAUUAGGCUCCAGUCCCGGGCCAUGCAGCCCAGGCCAACCAGGCCCACAUGGUUAAAUCAAACAUUAGUUGGACGAAACAGCCUCCAAAGAGGCAGCGAUGCCUGGGCCUUCCAUGGGCAGUGAGGGACAUGAGCAGGGCCUUGAGCAGAAAGGAAAGCUGAGGACCAUAGGAAGGCCGAGCAGCAGGCCCCCCAGGAACUGCUUCUGCCUCCCCUUUUCCUACCCUCAAAAGCCUCGAGGGGGCUGAGGGCACAGGCAACCUUGUGUGUUCUGUGCCUACCCAGUGACCAGCAGAGCAAGAGGCCCUUGGAAGGAUGGGGUGUUGUCGGCAACUGUGGGCUGAGGUGGUGUGGUUUAUAGACCGGGGCACCCUGUGUAGUUCUGGAAUGUUCUAACCAGCCCGCCAACUGUCAGCACGCGCAGCUGGGUCGACUAAGAAACUCAGUGUGUGACUUUGGGUGGUGUACCACCCUGAAGCCCUCCUCCACACAGUCAGGGAGACUGGAUGGAGCCUGCACUGAAUGCUGAUGGUCCAUCUGUGAUUGGUUAAGGGAGGGUUAUCGGUAGAACCACCACCUUGAGAGAGACAUGUUCUCAGACCCUCAGUUGCUGAUACAGCUGAGUGUUAUUCUAAAAAUAAAUAAAUAAAAAGCCAAUUUCUUAAUGUUUUCACCCCACUGGCAUGGUACAGUUGAAAUCUUUGUGCACGUACCUUUGUGGAUAUUGUGGCUGCACUGUGGCACCUGAGGGUAGUAUCAAGGUGGAAACUCCAGAAGGCUGCCUAGGGCACUGGGACCUGCCCCCAGAAAGCCAUCCUCACCAUCUUUGACUCAUUCUUGAGAAUGGCGUAGACCUGAGAACCUGUAAAGUCUUGGAAGAAAACUUUCUCUUUGUAACUCACUUGGCCAGCAUUCCAAAUUGACCUAGAUUUACCACCCCCAGGCCUGCACAAAGUCAGGUAGUGGGCAGUGGUGACUCUGAUCAAAAUAACCCCUCUCCCACCCAGCUGGCAUUGGCUCCCUCCAGUCUGCUGAUGGACAUGUCCUAGACAGGCUAAAUGACCUUAUGAGGUGUGCAGGGUGAAUUCCUCCACAAGGCAGAACUCCAACAAGGUUGUUGGAAAGAAUUUUGUUAGUUUUUUCUCAGAAACUAAUCCAAAAUGGCAGCCAGCAGGUGUCAGGGCUGAUUUUUGUGCAGUGGGUUUGCCACACACCAUCAGCCUAAGAGACUGUGUCAAGAACUGAUCUUUAGAGAGGAAUCUAUCUUCAGGUGAAGAGGAAGCAGGAUCCCAGUGGGCACCUCUUCUGGAGGGCAAGGACCAAUGUAUGAGUGUAACUCAAAUGUCACGUGUUUAGUUUUUAUAUGUGUGUACAUAAUUAUAUAUAUAGAUAGACUUGUGUAUACACCUUCCACAGACACAUCCUCACGCAGAGAUACAUGUGAUCAAUGUAUAUUCUUGUCUUUCCUGCUCUCAAGUUGGAACUUGCAUUGUGAUAAAAGUUUUGGAAAUUCAAAAGUACUGCGACGUGUUGAAAUAAGAAAUAUUCAAUAUUGUCAAAUAAUUUGUGAUUGUCUUGCCAUCAAUAAAAAUAAUGCAUAGAUGUGUUAAACUACAGGCAAAAAUAGCCCAUGGGAAUAUCUCCACCACCUCUCUACAUACUUACAUUCAGGGGGCGCUUACCUGCGUGGGCCAGGGUUUCCCUACUUCCCCACUGUGGGCACACCCCCAAGUGGUGCUUGUUGGAAGAGUGCUUUCUUACCUUGUGAGAAUCUAUGGGAGUCCACAUUACAGCAUCUGGCCUGGGUGGCAGUGAGGACCAUCACUUGUGACCUCUGGGGCAGCCCCACUGACGGAUUUGCACUGGGUCUGGGUGAAUGAAUGCAUGGUGGAUUUUAAUUUUCUUGGCAUGGAAGGGUAGUUUUACUUAAAAUUAGGAAACGAAGUAGAAACUCAGUUCCCUUCUCAUGUGCACACAUCAUGGCAUAAAGGAGAUGGCAUAGAGAAUGGCGGAUAUCAUUUGGAUUGACAUGACCGAGUCCUGCUUUUCCUAGAUUGCACACAACAUCCUCUCGAGUUCAGCUUUUCCCUGGGCCUAUGGUCUCUGAGGGUAAGGGUAUUGCCCCCUCUUAUUCUUUCACCCCAGGGGUGCCUUGCCUCAUGACCCAGGUGUCCUCAUCCUGAUAGCUACCCUUCCCUUCCUAGGGUCUGUUAAGGCAAGGAGACCUCUUUCACAGAAAUGCGUUGGCUCCUUGGCUGUCCUCUUGAGCUGGCGCCAUUACUGUCUGCUUGCUUGAGGGGAGGAUCUUGUUUCAUAAUUAAGGUUAAACAAAAAAUGGUCAGGUCCCCUUGAAGAUGUCAUGAACUUGCUUUGAAAUCUGCAGUGAGACUACUGCAUCUUUGCUGAAUCCACACUGCUUAGCAGAGGACAAAGUAUAGGAUUCCUUUUAGGACACGAUGUUUAGUAAUUCAGUUCCUCUCCCUGGAGACUAGAUCUGACCUGGCAUAUGAGCAGGAGCUUCGUUUGGCCCUUUUUAUCUUUAGGGGACUCAAAAGGCAUUAGUAAAGCUCCUAUUCCACAUCAAAACAAGGCAUCAGAAAAAUCAAGUAUGAGACCAAAAAAAAAAAAAAAAAAAAAAAGCAGAUGGCUUAUUUACAAAGACACAUACGCACCAAAAUGAAGGUGGGACCUCAGUGUCUUGAGUGCCGCAGUGCAGUUGUGUGGUCCCAGGUUAGCCUGCUUGCUGGCUAGAAGCCUUGCUGCCAUCACUAUCACCACUGUCUGUCAGCCAUCCUUAAACAUUCUGCAGUGUCCCCGGGUCCAAGGAAAGCAAUGGUCAGGUCAGUUCAAGUUCAGGUCAGGGAAUAGAAACAAGAACUGAAGGUGGUAGGUAAGUGCAGACACAUCUGGGGUGCAGGGGCUCUAUCAUCCAGUGGCUGACCAGUGCCAGGAGCCCCUAUAUUCAAGUACCAGGUGUGACAAAGGAAAGCCACUGCUGGCCUUGGUGUCCUACAGAUAGAGAAGCCUCAUUCUUUCACAGAUGAAGGCAGGGGAUGCUGUCAGGACCAGAGACCAGGUCACCAAGUCGUCAGAAUCACCUGAGGGGCAGCCGAACAGAUGUAUGCGUGUGCAUUGACCAGUGUUGUGUGCUAGUUUCCAAACUACCUCUCCCCAAAGAAUGUGAGGCACUGUCACCUUGCCACAGCAGUGUGAGGAAGAGAUCCCAUAACCCUUCCUGCUCUGCAGGUGGGAGAAUCAAGACGAAGAGGGUGACUUUGCUUACGAUUACCCAGGAAGUCAGGAGUGAUCAGAAUCAAGGUGUUGCCAUUCUUCGUCUAUUGCCCACCUGUGUGUGUCCCUCUACUUUGUGGUUAGGAUGCAAAGAUUCUUCCCAGUGUAUCUCUCUGAGCUGGGAGAGAAUAUAGAUGUUAUUCGGGGUCCCCAAAUCUACUUGGAUCAUCUUGGCAACCAUACAGAUCAGGGCACCCUUUGAGACUCUGCUUGAAAUCAACUUUUGGUGUUCCCAAAUCCUGAGGUCUCCGUGUACAGCCUCCCUGGACUCCAGACCUUCUCAUCAGGAUGUGCUUUACCAGGAAAACCUGGCGAUGGCAGUUCGGCUUUUUCCUUCAUGAAGUGGGAAAUCUCCACAGCAUCCAAGGCCAGCCUACAUCUUGUGGUGUGUGUUGACUCCCCAGCUCACUUUCCCCUCUACCCUCCCUCUAAAGUGAUCGGCUGUGAGGAGCACAGAGGGUGGCCUUUCCAUCUGUCACGGGCUCAGAAGGCAUAGCGGCCAUAUUGACUUUACAUUAAACUGUGUAAAAUGUGGAAAAGACUCAGCAUGUUGGUCAAACAAUAAACUGUCCUACUUCUCAA
Sciurus carolinensis (gray squirrel) is the source of this 5366-nucleotide messenger RNA. It is a transcript of the gene Rab6b, whose product is annotated as RAB6B, member RAS oncogene family. The coding region runs from base 384 to 1010 and encodes 208 amino acids. The transcript is spliced from 8 exons. Gene Ontology annotation, molecular function: GTPase activity; GTP binding. NCBI's taxonomy places the organism in Eukaryota, Metazoa, Chordata, Mammalia, Rodentia, Sciuridae. The record is from RefSeq and is a predicted model, not a curated record.